AUUGAACUCAAGGCACAGUGCAACGAUGUCGUUGAGCCCUCUGGAGCACGCCCCGUCCAGACCUGUUCGGUCUCCACGCGGCCACGACACAAAUAUAAAAAUAUGCUUCAUCUCUGGGAGUUUUUGUUAGAGCUUCUAGCUGAUGAGAGGUGCAAGUCCAUCAUAUGCUGGAGAAGGGAGGAGGAAGGAGAGUUUCAGCUCUUAAAUCACCACGAGGUAGCAAAAAGAUGGGGAAUGUUCAAACAGAGGGGUGGAAUGGACUACGGGAAGCUAAGUCGAGCCUUGAGAUUGUACUAUCGAGAAGGAAUUAUCACCAAAGUAAUCUUUGAUAUUCUAAUAGCGUUUUGAUACAUCUUGAAGGGCUAUGCAGCUAGCUAGCGUGCGUUUCUCUCUUUUUGUCGCAAACGCCACUGUAGCAAAAAUAAACAAAAUUGAUUAAAAUUUUUUAAUCAAUGGAUCAUGCUGGAUAGAAAGAAAGACCGCUGCGUCGCUAUUGGUUAGAACAAUGCAAGUUCAAUCAUCUACCACAGAAAAGUUGUAACUAUUCAGAUGAACUGAAAUAAAUACAGAGUAGGACUCUUCUGUGAAGCUGUUUAUUAUGCCGUCAAGGAACGAGAGUUUGUAGAUGAAAUCCUAUGGGAUUAAAAUCCAAAUGAAUGGUUUUAGUAGUUUUUUUCUACUUUUCCUCUCUGUUGAGUUGUUCAGCUGUACAAGGUAGUUCUAACUUUUUAGUCUGUGAAUGAAAUCCUUAAGUGUUACCAAUCAAAUGAAAGCUACUGAGCAAUGCUUAACUGUGAUGCUGCUUUUAUGCUGUAUAAGGUGUUUAUAAAUUUGAUUCUGUUAACGUUAGCCUUAAAUGUGACCAUUGAAAUUAAAGCUACAGAGCAGUACUUUCCUGUGGUACUGUCUAACACGCUAGACAAGGUUGUUCAAUCUUUUGAGUCUGCUGAUGAAAUCCUGAAGUGUGGCCAUUCCAAAUAAGGCUAAGAUGGAACUGUUUUUCAAUUAUGUUGUACUACGCAUUACUGUCUUAAAAGUGUGUUUUUGUGUGUUGUUUCACUGUUUCUUUAGUGGACAGGUGCAAACCAGUUCUUUAAAAAACCACGCUGUACAAAUUGUAAUUAUUAGUCUUUGUUCUGUGUUCAGAAAAAAUUGUUGAACGUUAUAUAUAAGUUCCUAACUAAAGGUACAUAUACCGUGAGACAAAUGACAAGAGAAGCUUUGAUAUCCAUUAAAAGGAUGGCUUGCCUAUUAUUUACUUAUUUAUUCGAUAUAUAUUUAUUUUAUUCAAACAGGUGAAAGGCCAAAGACUGGUUUAUAAAUUUCGAAACCUUCCUUACAAGUAUGAACCAGGAAUUACAAGAUCUGUUUACCUCGAUCGAUUUCAGACUAUAAACACAAGUCUUUGUAACCAAGAGCCAGGAAUAAUCAAAGAUUUAUUGCCCUUGAAGUUUAAUUCCUCUCCUUCAGUUUCAAGAGCAUUUUUCUCUUCUAGCCUACCUCCCAGGGGAUCCUCGCCCUUGACGGCUUCUCCUGGGGCUUCUUCAGAAGGAUGUACGUGCCUGGAUGUAGAGCUUUCCCUCUCAUCAAUCUUUUGUUCCAAGACUAGAAUUUACUUUCCUAUGAGAGAAGGACACAGCAAAACCACAGAACGGUGA
Porites lobata is the source of this 1658-nucleotide messenger RNA. The record is from the annotation of a GenBank genome assembly. Lineage: Eukaryota; Metazoa; Cnidaria; Anthozoa; Scleractinia; Poritidae.